AUGCUUGGCACGUCUGCCCAGACGGCCUUUGCGUCGGAGCCGUCGGCUGCCGACCCGUACCGUUACCAGAGCGGCUUCGGCAACCGGUUUGCGUCCGAGGCAGUGCCGGGCGUGCUGCCUCGCGGCGGCCAGAACUGUCCGCAGCGCUGUCGGUUCGACCUGUAUUCGGAGCAGCUCAACGGGUCGUCGUUUGUCAGCGCGCGCCAGACGCUGCAAAACGUGUGGAUGUACCGCAUCUGGCCGUCGGUGGCCCAUGGCCCCGUGCGGCCGGCCCCCGAGAUCAACCCCCAUGUGCAGGCCUGUUUCCUGCCGCUGAACCCCAAGGUCGGUUUCGUGGCCGAGCAGCGGGCGUGGAACCCGUUGAGCGUGGCCGCCGCGUCGGCCGGCAGUACCGACUUUGUGGCCGGCCUGCGCACCGUGGCCGGCCAGGGUGACCCGACGAUGAAGACCGGCAUUGCCGUGCACGUGUAUGCGGCCGACACGUCCAUGGGCCGACGUGCCUUUUGCAACAACGACGGCGACAUAAUGAUCUUGCCCCAGGAGGGCCGCCUCGACAUCCAGACCGAGCUGGGCUCACUCAUGGUGCGGCCUGGCGAGCUGGUCGUCCUGCAGGCCGGGAUCAAGUUCCGCGUCGGCCUGCCGGAUGGGCCUAGCCGCGGCUACGUGCAGGAGAUCUUUGGCGCGCACUACGAGCUGCCCGAGCUCGGCCCCAUCGGGUCCAACGGCAUGGCUCUGCCCCACGACUUUGAGAGCCCCGUGGCCGGCUUCGCGGUCGACGAGGCCGACUGGGAGAUCGUCUACAAGAUGGCCGGCAGCCUGCACGCCUGCCACCAGCCGCACACGCCCUUUGACGUCGUCGCCUGGCGCGGCAACCUGGUGCCGUACAAGUACGCCACCGAGAAGUUUGUCAAUGUGGCCAACGUCGAGCGCGACCAGGCCGACCCGACCGUGUACUGCGUCCUGACGGCUCGUUCGGCCAUCCCGGGCGUCUCCCUGACCGACUUCCUCAUCUUCACGCCCAAGUGGAUUGCCACCAGCAACACCUUCCGGCCGCCCUACUAUCACCGCAACAUGUCGACCGAGGUCAUGGGCCUGCUGUACGGCAAGUACGGUGGCAGCAGUCACGUGCUCGAGCCCGGUGGAUUGUCCUAUGAGGCUGCCUACAUGCCGCACGGUGAGACGUACGAGACCUGGGUCGACGCGACCUCGGCUGAGCUGCGGCCUGUCCGUGUCUGCGAGGACACCGUCGCGUUCAUGUUCCACAUCAGCGUGCCCCUGCUGCUGACCGACUGGGCCGAGCACGGCGAGGGUGCCCGGCAGCUGCACCCCAGCCCGGCCGAGCCAUGGGCCAAGGCCAAGGCGCCCUUCCUCGACCGCCUGGCCGAGGUCGACGACGUGCUCGCUGCUGCCGGUCUGCCGAAGCUGAGCAGGCCAGCCCAGGCAAAGACCAACGGGGUCAAUGGGGUGAAGGCGGUUAACGGAGUAAAAGCUGCUAAUGGCGUCAACGGGACGUCGUAG
Messenger RNA from Grosmannia clavigera kw1407, 1518 nucleotides. RefSeq names its product homogentisate-dioxygenase. Gene Ontology annotation, molecular function: homogentisate 1,2-dioxygenase activity. Gene Ontology annotation, cellular component: cytoplasm. The record is from RefSeq and is a predicted model, not a curated record. Gene Ontology annotation, biological process: L-phenylalanine catabolic process. Lineage: Eukaryota; Fungi; Ascomycota; Sordariomycetes; Ophiostomatales; Ophiostomataceae. The coding region runs from base 1 to 1518 and encodes 505 amino acids. The transcript has a single exon.